AUGGAUGAAGAACUUUCAGAAUUAUGGAGUAAGUUUUCCUUAACUGAAGAGGAAAGGUAUGAAAUUGUAAUCACUGACCAUGACAUCGAGAAUAAUAUGAGGAGAGGGAGGUUAUGUAUGGUGGGGAAAGUAAUAGCUGAUAAAAAGAUUAAUAAGUAUGCGUUCAAGAAAAUGAUGUUAAAAGUGUGGAAAUCUUGUGAUGAAGUGAAAAUUCAUGAGGUAGGAGACAAUCUUUAUGUGUUUGAAUUCCAAACUGAGGAAGAUUUGAAUAAAAUCUGGGGAGGUCAGCCUUGGUUAUUUGAUACCAAUCUGGUUUGCAUUAAAAAAUUUGAUGGUAUUACUCCAACAGCUGAUCUGAAUUUUAAUUCCACUACCUUGUGGGUUCAACUUGGUAAUCUACCUCUCGGAUGUAUGAAUAAGGAAAUUGGUAGUAAGAUUGGAUCCACUAUUGGUAAAGUUAUCGAGGUGGAGGCUGAUUAUGAUGGGAAUUGCUGGGGAAAAUGGGUUAGAGUGCAAGUUGAGGUUGACUUAAUUAAACCUUUAAUAAGAGGGAAAAUUAUGGAGCUGAUGGGACAGAAAAGUUUUAUUCCUUUUAGAUAUGAAAGGCUGCCUAGGUUUUGUUUUAAAUGUGGAGCUAUUAUGCAUGGUGUGCAAGGAUGUAUUGGGAAACAUAAACACAUGGAAGACACAAAGGAUUACAAUCUGCAACAAUAUGGAUCAUGGUUGCGUGCUUCAAGCUCUGCUGCAGUUUCCAGCUAUGGCAGCAGCUUAGGUCCAUCCUUCCCUUCUUUUUUAAUGACAGGGUCUUGUAAUAAAGGGGAAAAACUAGCUCAAAAAGACAUUCAGUUGGUUGAGGUAGAGUCAAGUAAGGAAUUGUCAAAACAUCAUACAAUAGAAGAGGACAAAGCAGACAAUAAUGUUGGCCAGUUUCAAAAUGAGGACUUAUCUAUUUUCAACAAGGAAGCAGAACCAAAAGAGUUAAUACUUGACAGUUCAAAGCAAUUACCGGAACAGUUAGCAGUUCAACCUCUAUCAACUGUAGUGAUGCCUAGUCAGCCUGCUCAAUUAGAACACCUGAAAGAUCAACAAAAGCUGGAUCCAAUUGAGCACAUUCCUGAGGUAUGCACUACUAGAUGGAAGAGAAGGACAAGGGGAAUGCAAAUUAAUGAAGAUAUGAAACCUGCUACUCCUGCUCAUAGGAAGAGAAGAAAUGAGGAUGAAUCUGAUAUGAUGACAAAGGAAAAUCAGCAAGAUAGUAGGGGUAAAAAACAAGCUUUAUUAUCGGAUUUUGAUAUAUCAGCGGAGGCUACUAGUCAGCCCCGCCGGGAGAAAUGA
Molecule: messenger RNA, 1335 nt
Organism: Juglans regia (Persian walnut)
Lineage: Eukaryota; Viridiplantae; Streptophyta; Magnoliopsida; Fagales; Juglandaceae
Exons: 1
Coding region: 1-1335 (444 amino acids)
Source: RefSeq, a predicted model, not a curated record